This is a messenger RNA of Marmota flaviventris (yellow-bellied marmot), 1776 nucleotides long. It is a transcript of the gene Accsl, whose product is annotated as 1-aminocyclopropane-1-carboxylate synthase homolog (inactive) like. NCBI's taxonomy places the organism in Eukaryota, Metazoa, Chordata, Mammalia, Rodentia, Sciuridae. The record is from RefSeq and is a predicted model, not a curated record. Gene Ontology annotation, biological process: biosynthetic process; amino acid metabolic process. Gene Ontology annotation, molecular function: pyridoxal phosphate binding; transaminase activity.
AUGAGUAACCCAUUGGAUGCUGACCCCACACCUUGUAACCAGAAGAGUGGCAUGGACUUCCGAGACAGGGGCAUCUAUGCUCAGCUAUUGGAGUUGAUGCUGAACUUGCAGCAGACCAUAGGGGAUCACUUCGUGAAGUUGACAACCAGGCAAUGGCAGGCCCAGUCACCGGAAGAGGCAAAUCGCAUUCAAGUUGUCCGUGAGCAGGAGGAUGUCAUAAACCAUACCGUGUGCCAGGUGAUCAGCCUCCUAUGGACUGAAGCUGCAGCUGACCAGAGGCUCCAGAAGUCUCUCCAUUCCCUGAACUCUCGAGAGGUUUGGAAGAAGUCCCCAUCACCUAGGCAACCUGACCAGCCAGUUCGGCAAAGCAGUUUUCAAGCUUCAUUUGUCAGUCACAUCCUGUCCAACCGCGGGGUUGACAUCUCUGACUUUUACCAGUCACACUUCCAGGACUAUGAUGCCUACCAGCAAGACAAAUACCAUGAGGAGAAGAACCCUUUGGGCUUUCUUAACCUUGGUGUCAGUGAGAACAAGCUCUGCGUGGAUCUGAUAACGGAAAGGUUGUGUCAGAAUGACAUGAACUGCAUUGAGGAGGACCUGCUGCAGUACUCCGACUGGAGAGGGCACCCACUCCUGCGGGAAGAAGUCGCUCGGUUCCUGAGCUAUUACUGCAGGGCGCCCACUCGCCUUGAUCCAGAAAAUGUGGUUGUUUUAAAUGGCUGCUGCUCCGUCUUCUCUGCCUUGCUCAUGGUUCUCGGCGAUCCAGGUGAGACCUUUCUGGUCCCUACUCCCUUCUAUGGAGGCUUCACCUUUGUCUCCCACCUGUAUGCAAAAGUUGAGCUCUUUCCUGUCCACCUGGAAAGUGAGAUAACUGAGGAGAACUCGGAGCCUUUCCAGCUCACCGUGGACAAGUUGGAGAAAGCCCUGCUUGAAGCUAGGCAGAAGGAAAAAAAGGUCAGAGGCCUUGUGCUCACCAACCCCCAGAAUCCUCUGGAUGUCGUCUACUCCCAAGACUCACUGAUGGAAUAUCUGGAAUUUGCCAAAAGGCAUAAUCUACAUGUGAUCAUAGAUGAAAUUUACAUGCUGUCUGUGUUUGAUGAAUCCAUCAAGUUCCACAGUGUUCUGAGCAUAGAACGUUUGCCUGACCCUGACAGGACCCAUGUGAUCUGGGGUACCAGCAAGGAUUUUGGCAUCUCUGGUUUCCGCUUCGGUGCUCUGUACACCCACAACAAAGAGGUGGCCUCUGCCGUGAGCGUCUUUGGCUACCUCCACGGUAUCUCUGGCAUCACCCAGUAUAAGCUGUGUCGACUGCUCCAAGACAGAGAGUGGAUUGACACAGUGUACCUGCCUGCUAAUCACUCCCGGCUCCGGACAGCUCACAAGUACAUCACCAAGAAGCUGAGGGCCUUGAAGAUUCCCUUUGUCAAUCAUGGCUCUGGCCUGUACAUCUGGGUCAACUUGCAGUCGUACCUGAAACCGUGCACAUUUGAGGAAGAACGGGCACUCCAUGGCCGCUUCCUGGACAACAAGCUGAUGCUAUCCCGCGGCAAAUCCUACAUGUGUAAGGAGCCAGGCUGGUUCCGCAUCAUCUUUGCAGAAAACCACGUUCCACUCAAACUGGCCAUGCAUCGGUUCAAACACGUGCUAGAGGAACAGAAUUACGACUGGAUGGUGAAGCAGCUGGAGGAAGCAAUGAUGGAGUAGAUGGCCUGCCUUGUGGCCAGCGGCUCUGCCAGGCACACGCUCGCUCAGCCCCAAUGUCGGCCUCUGGUCCAG